Acanthosepion pharaonis is the source of this 1230-nucleotide messenger RNA. The record is from the annotation of a GenBank genome assembly. NCBI's taxonomy places the organism in Eukaryota, Metazoa, Mollusca, Cephalopoda, Sepiida, Sepiidae.
AUGUCCACUUCAUUCCAAAACAAGCUAAACCAGCUCGAGCGGCGAUUGAUGGAGGAGAACAGCUCGAGGGAGAGAGACCGAGCCAGGAAUUUCGAUAGCGGCUCCUCUUCCGGUCCCCGGAGGCCCAGUCGUCGUUUGGAUUGGCCACCCAAAUAUUUUGGAUUUGCUGAUGCCUCUGGUGAGAUUACUACGGGUCGAUCAAGUUCUGCUCCUUCUUCUGGGAGAAGACGUCCUGCAGCAUUGGACUGUUACUCCAGUCCUGCACAGAGGCAGCCAGAUGGGACUGAAAUUGAACAAAAAUAUCAAGAAAUAAUGAAGCAGACUGGUAUUUUAAAUGUGAAUGGACAGAAACUUCCCAGUGAUUGCAGUGAUUUGGAAGCUCUGGGUGAACUUGGCCAUGGCACAUGUGGACAAGUAAUUAAAAUGAGACACAAGAAAACAAACAGUUAUUUGGCUGUGAAGCAAAUGCGUCGUUCCAGCAAUAGAGAAGAAAAUAAAAGAAUUAUUAUGGAUCUGGAUGUGGUUAUGAAAAGCCAUGACUGUCCAUACAUUGUUCAGUGUAUAGGGAUAUUCAUAACUACUAGUGAAGUAUGGAUCUGUAUGGAACUAAUGGCUACGUGCUUAGAUAAAUUAUUAAAGAAAACACGCAGACCUAUACCCGAGAGAAUUCUAGGCAAAAUGGCAGUUGCAAUUGUAAAAGCAUUGAAUUAUCUCAAGGAGAGGCAUGGUGUGAUACACAGAGAUGUGAAGCCAUCCAACAUUCUCCUAGAUGAAAAAGGUACAGUAAAGCUGUGUGACUUUGGUAUCAGUGGUCGACUGGUGGACUCUAAAGCAAAGACCAGAAGUGCAGGCUGUGCUGCAUAUAUGGCGCCUGAAAGAAUUGACCCACCAGAUCCUGAACGUCCAGAUUAUGACAUCCGUGCAGAUGUUUGGAGUCUGGGGAUCUCUUUAGUUGAGCUGGCAACUGGUGAAUUUCCUUACAAGAAUUGCAGAACAGAUUUUGAGCUUCUUACAAAAGUGUUGCAGGAAGAUCCUCCACUUCUUCCACCUAACAAUGGAUUCUCUAUAGACUUUUGUUCAUUUGUACGAGAUUGCCUAACUAAAGACUAUAAGAAAAGGCCCAAAUACAAGAAAUUACUGGAACAUCCAUUCAUCAAGCGAUAUGAGACCUUAAAUGUGGAUGUAGCAGCCUGGUUUGCAGAAGUGUCUCAGUUGAUGAAUUCUUCAUAG